Melanaphis sacchari is the source of this 2307-nucleotide messenger RNA. RefSeq lists its product as uncharacterized. The transcript is spliced from 5 exons. Bases 647 to 1804 code for a protein of 385 amino acids. The record is from RefSeq and is a predicted model, not a curated record. NCBI's taxonomy places the organism in Eukaryota, Metazoa, Arthropoda, Insecta, Hemiptera, Aphididae.
AACCACUACACGCAAAAAAAAAACAUCGAGACGACUCCAUAGAGAAGGAGUAAAAAUCGUUUACGAUUAUCGUAGUAAAACGCGAGUAAAAGGAUUAGGAUUUAUUAUGUUUUGAUAAUUUUUUCGUUAACGGAUAUUGUAUACGUAAUAUAUAGUAUUAAUUUUAUUCAUUGUAUUGAUCUAUCGCCGUACGUUAUUCUGUACGAUAAUAUUUCUGUUUUACAUUAAAUUGCGCGAUCCUUUGGAAAUUUUAACGUUUUGUAUUUACACCACGAUUCAUUGCUUACAUUUACGUUGAAAACUUAUUAUUGUUUCGUUUUUUAUUUUUAUUUUAUCUGUUAUCACUUUAUUCACGUGUGACAACGAGCCGUUCGAGUAACCUAAUCAUUUUACGAACCUCGUGUCUAUUAACAUAAUUUAUUUUAUUAUACACACACACAUACACUUGUGAACUGAACUUUGUCAAUGGAAGGAGUGUGACGGGAGUUUGUGCGGCGGAAAACAGAAACGGAGGUGGUGGCGGUGACAGCGACGACGUCGACGACUACGGCGUCGGCGGCGGUGUUCACGCAGUGGAUCUCGCACGCGGACACCGUAAUCACCGUGCCUAUCGUAGGGGGAAGCGUACGCCGCCGACGACACAAGCAUGUACGCGGCGGCCGGUGGCGCGUCGCUGGCCAGCAGACGGCACAAGCCCAAGCACCGGAACACGGCGGACGCGGAUGCGCUGAUCCACCAACAGUUCCAGCGCCGGUUCCAGCAGCACCAGCAGCAGUAUGCGCCCGCGUCCGUGGAACACCAACUCCGCGCCUCGUCGUCGCUGACGCCGUCCACGCCAAUGUCACCAUUCGGUCAAAUCCGGUUGUCGGGCCCGUUCGAUCCAGCAGAGAAUAAGACAGCAGCUUCGGUAGCUUGGCCUGGACCAGUCGGUCCGUCUCCAGACAGCGAUGGCACGGCACCAGGUGAUUCCAUACUCAUACACCUGCCGGCUGAGGCACAUUUGAAAUGGACGAAAAAAAAUAAGAUCCACGAUGCCCUGUCGUUCGGUGGAGGUGACGGCGCCGACCGGCGGCUGUACGAGCUGCAGCAGGGCGCGGCGGCCAACACGCUGCUGUACGUGGGACUUUGCUCGGUGGCGCUGGGCCUGAUCAUAGCGUUCGUGGGCACCGGUGAGAAGGGUUUCAAGACAGUCCAGCUCAGGUUCAUCGGGCCCGGCAUGAUCGCCAUCGGCGUGUGCUGUUGCGUUGUACGCAUCAUGUUGUGCUUCUGUCCGCCGACGUUCUGCUUCAAGCGCCGCCGUCACAAGGGCGGUGGCGGUGCUUCCGACAAGAUGGCCGAGUUCUACAAGUACAUGCCGUUUCGAAAUCAUCCGAUGGGCGGUAACGCCAACGCCACCGUUGCCGCCGCCGAACCGCUCACCGGUGUCGCGGUCGAAACCGUACCGAUGACUGUUCUGAAACCGGCGCUGAAACGCGUGUCCAUGGCCGCCGAUCAGCAACCGCAUAUCGUCUAUCAACAAACGAAAAGGAUGCCCAAGGCUACUCCAGAAGCUAGUUUGGACAGCAGCAUGGAACAUCUGAUUGAACAGGACGACCAUUUGUACACGAAAGACGAGGUGAGCUCGAAUAAAAAUCUUUCCAACCUCAAGUCAACUUUGACAUUUGAGGACUCGUUGAAUGUGGCCACCAAAAUGAUGGUUAAAUCGUUCGAGGAGCUGAACAACACGUCUUCCACGCCCAGCACCGACUCAGCCGACCAGCAUCACCAGGAACUGGUGCUGAGCGCCGUGAACCUGACUAAGUAGAUUUUCGAGUCGAUCUGCAUAAUACAUUACACAUACCACAUACAUAUAUUAUUAUAAAUUAUUGUUGUAUUCAGACGAAUUUGGCUGUGACGAAUAACCCCCACACAUAUAUAUUAUAUUAACAAUUAACUAUAUAUAUAUAUAUAUUAGGGUAGGAUCUUAAGCAACAUUUGAAUACCUGGGAAAGCACCUGGGAUACAAUUACCUCCCUGGUAUUCGAGGGACGAAACAAUACUGUUUUUCUCUUUGAAUAUUAUAAAACAGGGUGUGAUGUGGCAAGAGUCCUAAGGUUAAUCCAAUGCAAUUUUAUUUUAUUGAUACCACCUUUUUUAAAUUUGCGUUCUUAUUUUUAAAACAUUUAAUUUUUACUCUCCCUGUUAAGUUUAAAAAACGCCACCUAUGAGUAUGGGUAGUAUAUUAGAGUGCGUACUUGAUAUAUUGAUAUAUAAUUGCAAUUUGCCCGUCAUGAAAUAUAAAAUAAUAAAAACUCAAAGACACGUAUA